Molecule: messenger RNA, 3755 nt
Organism: Cygnus olor (mute swan)
Lineage: Eukaryota; Metazoa; Chordata; Aves; Anseriformes; Anatidae
Gene: RUNDC3B
Product: RUN domain containing 3B
Exons: 11
Coding region: 193-1539 (448 amino acids)
Source: RefSeq, a predicted model, not a curated record
CGCCGCCGCCUCCUCCUCCUCGCCGCCCGGCCCGCCGCCUGUCUCGGGGCGCUGCUGCGGCGCGGAGACGGCGGCGCGAGGGUCUCCUCCUCCUCCUGCUCUUCCUCCUCCUCCUCCUCCGGCAGUGGCGGCGGUGCCGGCAUCCCCCGUGCCGCCAGGCCGGGAACAAAGGCUCGGCGGCGGCCGCCCGAAAUGGCGUCCCUCGGCUUAGGGGGGCUGAGCGCCGCCGCCCGCAGGAAGAGCGUCCCGUCCCGCAACGCCGCGGUGGAGCGGCGGAACUUGAUCACGGUGUGCAGGUUUUCAGUCAAGACUCUGAUUGACCGUUCCUGCUUUGAGACUAUAGAUGACACUUCCCCUGAGUUUAAUAAUUUCGCAGCCAUUCUGGAACAGAUUCUAAGUCAUCGACUGAAAGGUCAAAUCACCUGGUUCGGCUAUGAAAGUCCUCGUAGUUUUUGGGACUACAUUCGAGUAGCUUGCCGAAAAGUCUCUCACAAUUGCAUCUGCAGUAUUGAGAACAUGGAGAAUGUCGGUUCUUCUAGAGCUAAGGGUCGAGCCUGGAUCAGAGUAGCACUUAUGGAAAAACAUUUGUCUGAAUAUAUUUCCACAGCUCUGAGAGACUUCAAAACAACCAGGAGAUUUUAUGAGGAUGGAGCAAUUGUUCUUGGUGAGGAAGCAAAUAUGCUUGCUGGCAUGCUGCUGGGACUCAAUGCAAUUGAUUUCAGUUUUUGUCUGAAGGGGGAGGGACUGGAUGGCAACUUUCCAGCUGUCAUAGAUUACACACCCUAUCUAAAGUUCACCCAAAGUUCUGACAGCAUCAGCAGUGAUGAAGAAGAGCUAAGAACACUGGGCAGUAGUGGCAGUGAAGGCAGUACUCCAGAGAACAUUGGUCCUCCUUUCCUCACGGAUGAAAACAGUUGGUACAACAAAUGCAAAAGGGUAGAACAGAAGUAUCGGCUUGCAUUGGAACAGAAGGGUUACCUUGAAGAACUGGUACGGCUCAGAGAAAACCAGCUAGCCGAAUCUGUCUCACAAAAUAAACUGCUGUUACAAAGAAUUGAAGAUAUGGAUCUAGCCCAUAAAAUGGAGAAGGAACAGCUGGAAUAUAUCAUUGUGGAACUGCAAGACCAGUUGACUGUGCUAAAGAAUAAUGACUUGAGAUCAAGACAAGAAUUAACUACUCACCUCACCAAUCAGUGGCCUUCCCCAGGAGCUCUGGAUGUCAAUGCUGUUGCCUUGGACACUCUACUCUAUAGAAAGCACAAUCAACAAUGGGAUGAAAAAAGUUUUCAAAGUCUGGACCAAUUUUCGGCAGAUGUUAGUCUUUCUCAAACCUCUCUGGAUCCAGGCCACUCACAAGAUGGAAAGCAGGAUGGAAUAAACUUGUUAAAUGAAGGGAAGGAGGACACUCCAUCGUUGCUUGGCCUUUGUGGCUCUCUUACUUCAGUAGCAAGCUACAAAUCUCUAACAAGUCUGAAAUCAAGUGAAUAUCUUGCAAGUCCCACAACAGAGAUGACAAGUCCAGGCUUAACACCAUCUUGAGAUGCACACGAACAGGAAGGGCUUUGUGUUAUAUGCAUUUGGUUUAUGUUCUAUAAUAUGACUUACAAUGAGACUGCUAGUUCUAAGUUAAAAAUAAGCUGCUUUAUUUAUUUUUUUCACAGUUACCGGUUUAAUUCACAAAUUCUCUUAAGUUUUCAUUCAAGUUUUUUUUUUUCUGCCAGAGGACUUUUUCAGAUUUUCUGCUUUAGUCUUGAAUUAUUUAAAACUCUCAGUCAGGUACAGGGCAUAUACUCUGAUACUUCUGGCUGAUUUUUAAAAUGAAGCAGUUGGAAAUCAGUCCCCUACUUAACUGCCAUGACCUUUGUUUCUCCUUGCAGUGGUUAACAGCCUGGCCCUACUAUAGCCAUAGUGCUUCUCUGCAGUGCUUUAAAUAUCAACUCUUGCAGAAAACACAGGGAAUCCUUAAUGCCAGUCUUUGUAGGCAAAUAAAUAUUUUACUUAAAAAUCCAUCUUUUCAUCUGUGUAUGUUGCAUAGGACCUCAAAUAGCAUAUUUAACCUAUCAAGAGCUCUUCUCAAGUUGAUUCAAUGUUAGAUUUUGCAUUCUUAUUAGCAUCAUGGCACUUACAAGAUGUCUGAAUCACACUGAAGAAUCACACUGAAAUACUCUUAGUAAUUCUUAAAGUUGCAUGAGAAUAACAAAUACAAGUUGAUCAUCUAAAUCAGUCAUACUUAGUAAUUUGUAAAUAUUGAGGAAACUCGCUAAAUUUCAAGCUUUUGAGUGACCUGGCUUACAAAUAAUACCCUAUGAGGAAUUUUUUGGCUUACUGGCCUUGCUAGAAAGAGAGGGACUAAGGAUGGUGGGGUUAGCACCUUGGGAAAUUUGGAUCGUACAUUUAUUGGCAAGAUCCCAAGGAGAGUGAAAAAGGGGAAACAAAGACAAUGUGAUGGUAUUCUCAUGUUAAAGGUUUUUCUCAUUCCUGUAGUAGUGCAAUAGGUAUUUUCCUUGAUUAGGUAAUACAGCAAAUCUUAUUUAAGUCAGUUUUCUCAAAUUAUUUGCCAUUUAUUUAAAUUACAGAUACAAAAAGCCUGCAACAUUUUUUUAAGUGAAACUAACUUUCCAGAUUACCCUACGGUUUUGAAGUUUGCAAAUUAAUUUUUGAAUUGCAAACUGUAUUCUUAAUUCUUUGUAAGAUAUAAUGGAUCCUUUAUCUAAGAAUUUUGCUAAUCAAGGUAAUGCUUCUCAAUAUGGUUAGUAACUUUUUAAAAGAAACUUAAGUGCAUGUAAGUAUGUUGUAUUUAUAAGUGCUAGGGAAAAUGCUUUUUUUGUGCCAAAGAAGUUUCAUAAAUUGUUUACAUGAGUAGCUGCAAUACAAGACAGAUUUUUAAUUGCUUACUCUCGGAUGUUUACAGUAUGUCACUACACUCUGUAUGGUUUUAGUUGAUUUGCCUCUUGUAAUGGUACCUUGGCACUACUACAAUGGUCUGGUCAUCUUAGAGUGGGCUUGAAAGAGAGAAUUCAUUCUUACCUUUACCAAAACUGCAGGAAACAUACAGCCUCUGUAAGUGUGGGGCUUCAUCUGUCUGGAACUCAAGGCACCGUUGGAUUUAGCUGCAUGAGGUUCAAGAUGCUUCGUCUCAACUCUAGUCCACAGUGCUGGAGGUUACUGCAUCCAUGACAGGGUAAAUGAAUACAGAGGCCGUUUUAAUGGAAAAGUUUAAAGCAGCUUAGCAAAUUCCACAGGCCUUGUCUUUCAAGCCCUCGUGAACCCACUCAGUUAAUUUCUCUGUAAUAAACUCUAUUAAGUCCUUUCAUACACUGUCAGAAUGUACAUUACUUCAUGUAACUGUUCUUUGGUUAUUACAUUAAGUACAUGUUCUCUCAUGGCAGUUGAGUAACGUUAUUAAAUACUAAUUUGUAAGUUAGAGUUGCAUUUUUACUACAAAUACAAUGAGGGAAUGUGGAUUCCACAAGUUAACAUCCUACAUCAAGGUGUAGUGAUUUAAUCAGUCUUGUUUGCUGUUAAACACUUCUCCCACUUCAUCAGUAUUUUGGAGGGGGCUAUUAUCAUGAUCUUUAGUCAUGUUAGCUGAUGGCUCUUUUCUUGGAGCUACUGGUGUGAAAUUCAUGUGUCAUUUAACUGAAGUCUUUUAUGUAGUCUGACACCACUGUGAGGUUCUGGGUGUCGCUUUGUGCAUGGGAAAUCAGUUGUGUGUGUCUUUCUCAGUUCUAAACAUGAAUCAUUUUUCAGAAAAA